AUUAAUUAUUAUUAAAAAAAAUGGCUCCCAUUAUGCUAUUAUCAUCAUCACUGGCGACAGUAAUAAUAAUAUUAUUGACAGCCAUUGAUAUACAUUGUGUAAAACAACAACAACAACAACCUCAACCUCAACCACAACAACAUCCCUGUCCUUGUUUGGCCACAAAUGGAUCGGUUAGUAAUCAUCCAACGGUCAUUACUAGCGAGGAAUGUGCCAAAUAUGAUGGCAUUUAUUAUAGCCAAAUACACCAUAAAUACCGGUGCCAGUGCUGUAUAUUAUAUAAAAAGCUGAAUGAAAGUUGUAAACCCACUGACCAUCACAACAAACAACUGGUGGUCCGCUGCGACACUGGCCUACAGUGUACUGUUGGCCAUCAGCAGGUGUGCAUAGAGAAACCACACGUUGAGAUCCUAUUGAACGAGUCGCUGAUGAAGCCGCGCAAUGGUAAGACAUUUAGGGAACGGCUAAACCAAAUGAUACGAUCGAUGUUUGUGUGCGAUUGCGGACAAAUCAAGUGCAACGAUGAGAUCACCCAACAAGAGUGCCAGGAGUUUAGGGGAUUGUUUGUCGAUAAACUAAGUCAGACCCAGGGCUGCCAGUGCUGCGACAGUUGCAUAAUAUCGAGAGGUCAGUACGAAAAGUGUGGUAAUCUAAUCAAUCGUAACAUACAGUUUAACUGUGACACUGGUCUGGUAUGUCAUCCCUACAAACGUGUUUGUGUCGAUAAAAGCGAAUUAUAUCCAUCAAAAAGCCAGGGGAUAGUCAAGGCUAUGGGUUGGGGAGAUAGUGGAGGACUAGAAGGAGAUGACAGGGAAAGAGUACAGGGAUUAAAACAACGACAACAACAACAAUCGCUGAUCGAUAGUCAAGAUAAGUAUGACAACAUGGAUGACGAUGUUGUCAAUGACAAGUAUGGCUACAAUGGCAAUGACGGCAUUGGCGCUGCCGUCGGUGUCGACGACAUGUAUAGCGGUGAUCGUCGUCGACCACUAUUACGCCGUCGUAAACGAGAUGACUCGUCGGCGGCGGCGGCGGUCAGCGAGUCGUCCGAUAAUGUACAACAAGAAAAUGGCCAUAGUACCGAUGAAACAUCGGCGGCGGCCGCUGCGGACGAACAUCUUUCGACUACCGAAGCCGGCGAUGUGGUUCUGAAAGAAGCGCAAUCAUCUGAUACUAGCGAAGCCGCUGUCGCUGCCGCUGCCGGCGUCGGAGGCGACGGAGAUGUGGCCCUUAAAGAACCGGCACCUGUCGACGAAGCUACCGAACCCGAUGCCAUAUUGAUGGCUACCGAUCCAUCGCGUAAGUCGUGGGACACACGACACAGUGUACACCAAUCGUUGGCCGCAUUUAUCAAAGCCUGGAAAGAGGAUAUCGUUAAGGGAGCCAAACAACUAAGCCAUGAAUUGGAAACUAUAGCCAGAACAGAGGCGCCGGCUUCUGAUGACAAACGAAAAAAUAUUCCCAAAUAAUUUUCUACAAUAAAUAAAUAUAAUAUACGAUAUGUGUAUAUUUUUUCUAU
Molecule: messenger RNA, 1519 nt
Organism: Oppia nitens
Lineage: Eukaryota; Metazoa; Arthropoda; Arachnida; Sarcoptiformes; Oppiidae
Exons: 7
Coding region: 21-1469 (482 amino acids)
Source: RefSeq, a predicted model, not a curated record